CUACUACUGCUGCUACUACUACUACUAAUAAUAAUAAUUAAUAAUAAUUGUCUAUUAAAGGUAGAUGGAAAAAGAAGGCCUAAUGUAACGGACAAGAAGGGAGGUGGGAUGAGAUGGAAAGUGAACAUAGCAGGAUUUCAUUCUGCCGCAGCCUGGAGGAGGAGAGGGAGGAGGAGGAGGAAGAAGCCUGACGCGGGACGUUUGUGGAGCGGAGCACCGCGGAUUUCCUCCAGCUGGCAACCAGGGGCACAAUGAUGGGAAUAACUGUGGAAUGAUAAGGACCGUUAGCUCAGGAUGGGCAGGCGAAGAGAUCAGCUUUAACUUCAGCCGGUGGCGGUUCAGCUUGGAAAUGGAUGAGUUCCAUCCAUUCAUUGAGGCUCUGCUGCCCCAGGUUCGUGCCUUCGCUUAUACAUGGUUUAACCUUCAGGCCAGAAAGAGGAAGUACUUCAAAAAACAUGAGAAGAGGAUGACUAAAGAAGAAGAGAGAGCUGUUAAAGAUGAAUUACUGGGAGAAAAAGCAGAGGUGAAACAAAAGUGGGCUAGCCGACUUUUGGCGAAACUAAGAAAAGACAUCAGACCUGAAUGCAGAGAGGACUUUGUCUUGUCAAUCACUGGGAAGAAGGCUGCGUGUUGUGUCUUGUCAAAUCCUGAUCAGAAAGGCAAAAUGAGACGAAUAGACUGUCUCAGACAAGCUGACAAGGUGUGGAGGUUAGACUUGGUGAUGGUUAUCCUCUUUAAGGGAAUUCCUCUAGAAAGCACAGAUGGAGAGCGUCUGGUUAAGGGAGGCCAGUGCUCCAAUCCUGUUCUUUGUGUCCAGCCACGACACAUCUCUGUUUCUGUGAAAGAGCUAGAUCUCUACCUCGCCUUCUAUGUCCAGGAGAAAGAGGCAGAGCAGAGUAACAGUCCCAGUCGUACUGGAGUUGGCUCUGAUCAGGAGGACAGUCGAACAGCACCUAUAGAUGGUCCAGAGUUCCAGGAAAGUUUUGUGACUUCAGGAGUCUUCAGUGUUCCUGAGUUGGUCCAGGUCUCAAGAACUCCAGUAGUUACAGGAGUGGGACCUGGUUUCUCUAUUGGGGAGCUUCAAGGUCAUCUAGCCUAUGACCUUAACCAGUCCAUCAACCAACCGGUCAGCCUGCGACGGUCACUGGCCAGCACGUCCUCCAGCGGGAGUAAACGCCUUAAGUCCGGCUCCAUUGAAGAGGAUGCUGACAGUCCUGGAGGGGAGUAUUACAAUUCACCUGCAUCUCCUGCAAGCAGCUCCAGGAACUGGACUGAUGACUUGGAAGGAGGUUUGUCUCCCCCAGUGAAGAAGGCAGAGCUGGACAGCCCUUCUCCACAGGAGGGCUCACCAAGGAUGGGAUCCUUCACUCAGCACCACCGGCCAGUUAUAGCAGUGCACAGUGGUCUCUCUCGAUGUCCUCAUCCCUCCUCAUCGCUUCACUUUCCAUCUUCUUCCUACUUUGCCCAUGGAGCAAUCCGAUACCCCCCCCAUCUGGCCCAGGACCCCUUGAAGGAUCUAGUCUCGUUGGCUUGUGACCCUGCAAAUCAGUCCCCCAGCUCUCUGAAUGGCAGCACUCAGGUUAAAGUGCCCAGCCAUUAUAUCUCCUCCCAGAUGUUAGCUCCCCCAGGACCAGCAUCCUCCCUCCCCAGACCAGCAGUUCCCACAGAGUCCAAAGCUUCUACCUCUGCCUCUGAUGGGGGGGGGAAUUCCCCUACAUCACCCACAUACUCUGCUCCUGGGACCCCACCUGCCAGCCAGUCUUCCUUUGUUGGAGUCAACCCCCGAGACCCCGGGGGGCUGUACCACGCCCAGUCUUGGUAUCUGGGCAACUAAGCAAACUUUGGCAGAAAGCUGAUGAAGCUGACAGCACACUCCUGGAGGAAAUAAUCCCAUCAAGACACCAUCAGAGCAGAAAACAUCCUGGUCUCAUGCAUACAUAAAUAUAUAUGACCAUGUAUUUAUGUAUGCUUCUCACAAGAGAGGACCUAGAUGGAAGGUGGAUGCUGCUCAGCCAUGUAGCGGUGCCUGAUUGAACUCUGCUGUAUAAUACUGCAUAACUGUCAUAACUGACAGCUUCUGGGAUUUUCACAUGAAGGCUAUGGGUUGGUGCAGAUGUCAGAUUGGUUUCUAAAGAACUACACAUCAACUCUGCAGGUUCUGGGAAGCUUGUAAGCCCACUGCAUCCCAAGGAUGGACCCUGUUGUCCCAGGAUACAUGUCAGCCUUUAUUCCAGGCUGUCCGCUUUAAGUCCUGCUGGAGGCCUGUAUACAUCGCAGCUCCAACGACUGGAACCUCCGGUCCUCCUGCCUUCACAAUGCAGGUGCUGCUUUUAAUAUAUGCAAACAAGCCUCCAUUCAUUUCCAGGCUGACUAGAAUGUUUCUAUGUAUGUUUGCACUUUUUAGUCAUUAUUGAGAUGAGCUGAGUUUCUUUUUCAUUCCCAUCCAUCCUGAGACAGAAGCUUUCUUUUUUUGACAAUCAUCAAUGCAACCUAAAAGCUUCAGCUUUUAGGUUUCAUUGCAAAAUAUUUAAUAUGCUUUCAAGCUGAAAACAAGGAGUGAAAUAAGAUUUAUCUUCUUGCCUUGUUCAACACAACACAAGCACUUUUAGAGAUUGAGAGGAAAAGCUAGUAAACUUCUGUGGAUGUUUGGGAUAACAUGCUGGAGAUGUCUGUUCCUAUGGAGACACGGGUUUCUGUCUGUGAGUCAGGACCUGUUGACAUGCAGCCAUGUUUCUGGGUAAUGAAGGUGAUCAGUGUAGAAAGCAAUGCAGCAACCUGUUUGAGUUUGUGCGUUCUCUUUCCUGCUCUGUUUUGAGGAGAUGUUAUGUUCUUGUGUCUGUUUUGGAGCAGAAAGCCAACAGUGCACUAUGGUCAUAUUGACCUCCUUUUUUUGAGAAAGACUUGGUAUUGUUAAGCCUGACUGUGCUCUAAAGUGUUUGUGGUGUGCAGGAGUUCUACAUACUGAGCUGAGGAGAGGAGGAUGGUGUCUCUUUGACUUCUAGAAAGAGUAUUUGGUUCUGUUAGGUUCUGGAAUGGCUAACCUCAACCAUAUGUGCACUGAAUGUACACUGUGUGGGACCUCAGGUUGAGUUUCAGACCAGAGCUGACAUCAGCAAUGGUGUGAGGAGACAAGCAAGGACCAGGUUUUAAAGGCAGAUGUCGUUUUUCAUGAUGCUAAAAGUCUGGGGUCAGCUGUAAAAUAAUGCUUUAGUCAAUUAUUAUUAUUAUUAUUAUUAUUAUUAUUAUUAUUAUUAUUAUUAUUAUUAUUAUUAUUAUUAUUAUUAUUAUUAUUAUUAUUAUUAUUAUUUCUAAAUCGUGCUGCAUAGAACAUAUUAAACAUGAUCAGUGUUUAAUUUGAUCAGCGUAAUCCCCUGCUGUCUUUAUGUAAAGGAGACUCAAAUCCACAUUCUUAUAAUGAAACUGAAUCAAAACAGUAUUCUCAUUAUCUCUACUUCUAUACUCUUUUAGUACAUAACUCCUCAUCACGCUUUCAUUUGUUGCUAUGGAGAUCAAAACACUAAACAAAAAUUAACAAAGAAAUACUUGUCCAGGACAAAUAGUACAGGUCCAUUCAAUAAAUUAGAAUAUUAUCGAAAAAUCCAUUUAUUUCACAAACUUUAUCUGCAAGUGAAACACAUUGUAUAGAUUAGUAACACACAGACGGAUGUUUGAAAGCCCUUAUUUCCAUUAGUAAUGAUAAUUAUCCACUUACAUUUAAUGGAAAUAUGACAAUUGAAAUAAAUAAUAUAAACAUUUUAAUACAGAAAUGUUGCCUUAUAAGUGAAAGUAUGUUUAAUACUUGCUUAUUUCCAAAAGUUACUUUUGAUCUGACAAAUGAGCCUCAUAUUACAAGUUAUUUAAUAUGAUUACACGUUUGAGCAAACAAAAACUUGUAAAAUUAAGAGUUUACCUAAAUGUGUCCAUCGGAUGGUGGUGGGUUCUAGAAGAACUAAAAAGCACACUAAAUGUUUCUGUUCGUAAAAGCCUCGUCAGACUUUAGGCUUGGUUCUCAAUAUUUUGCUCAUAAUUUGUGUGACAUAGAAUGUCCUGCAGGUUGUGGUCUGAAGUUUAACACCAUGUUUGGUGUCAUCUGUCUUGUAGACUGGCAAAGCAGUCUACAGUUCACUUUGCUGUUCUAUACUCCAUGAUGCAGCAGUUUUAUUUCCCACCUUUAACAUCUACAAACAAACUAAAUUUUAUGUUUUACCAGUGCACUUUAUCUGAUUGGAGCUGUUGUUUAUCAGCUCAUUUCAUCUCAUCACUUUCAGUACGAGCUGCUUAGUAGUGCUUUUUGUCCAAACCUUGCAUGUUUUAAUGCUAAAAAGUUAUUUUGUUAUUGCUUUGACAACCCAUAAUUUCAAAUAAUCUUCUUUAUCAGGAUUGUCAAACUUCGCUUCUCAAGUGGUUUGUGUUCUGGAUGUUUAAUGAUCAUGAGGGGUGACUGGUGGGCCUCUGUACAGUUGGAUCACAUACUAAGGUAGAGAUUCAGCCAGCUGUGUCACAGCAGGUUCACAUCUAACACAACACUUCUCUUAGCAAAGAGCCGGACACCUUCGUUCUAUAAUACACUCCUAGUCUGUGUCCAAAGUGUGUCCUGUCAGCCAUUUGCAGCCAUCAGAAUGAAUUUACAACCUCCACUGAAGGAUGGUACCAAUCAUUUGGUGCAUAUUUAAUACAGAACAGACAACCAAGGCCUUUCAGAGUACAUGCAGUCUAGUGAAAGUCUUAAAAUGGAAAAAUACAAAGCAUUCAUCCUUUAUAAACUAUGUUUUGGUGCUUGAAUUUAAAUAUCAAAGGAAAUAAAACAAACAUUCAGUAACUUUUUGUCAAAGGCAGAGUGUGGUGCAGCUGUUAAUCUUAAAUACAGCAAGGUUUGUCAAAGAGAGAGUGACCCAUAUUCAAUUAUGAGAUUCAGAAUUAAAUUUUGUUCAAGAAAAAAUUUUGCCCAAAAAAUUUAGAAUGCAUUAUUUCUGUUUCGAUAAGGAAAACAUACAAACCCCCAUCAUGUUUUAGCAUAGUCAAUAAUUUACAUAUUGCUGUUCUAGAAAAGUAUGACUAGCUUUUUCAUUUUAUUUAAAUAUUCGAUGUUUAUUCUAUUGCUGUACAGAUAAUAGGAUUAUAAAAUGAUCACCGUUUUAGAUCUAAUCUAAUUUUUGGGCCUUUAAACCUGAUGUUGGCAAAAAGUUAGGACACUUCUAGUCCAUGUCACCAUGGAAAUGUGGCUCUCUCACUGUAAUAUCCGUCUGGUUUGAUCAGGGUUCAGAUUCUGUCAUAUUUCAGAAGUGUGACCCAGUUGGGGCCCAGAACCACAAUCAACAAAAAUAUUAUACAGUAAAUGAUAUGCUAGAUUGGAUAUUAUUUCUGUGAACUUUUUUUUUUUUCGUAUUUUCAAAAUACUGACUUACCAGGAGAAAUCCAGACGUGUUGCAAGGUUUAUAGUCAGAAAAUGGAAAAUGGUUUUAUAUUUUGAUGGUUCAUCGAUUUGCCUCCUGCUGAGUUGUGAUUUUACCAAAAUGUAGCCAUCAAGUGUUGGAAGCCAAUGUGUGCAGAUGCGGGACAGUGUCCACUACUUUGUCUUCCAUGUCAAAGCCUCCAUAUGGAUCUUGUCAGGUGCUACAUGUAGAGAAAAUCCAUAAAAUUUAUUCUCACAAUGAUUCUUCCCUCCACGCACAAGUUUGGAUUUCCUACCAACUUCAAAAGAAAGACACAAAAGAGUCACUUCCUUUCCCUUUGGUGGGGCUCUCGCCUGUUCUGCAUGGUGCUGCGACUACUGCUGUGCUGACCAGAGGAAUGCAUGGCCUUACCUAAUAUAUCCCAACUUCUAUCCUGCUUUGCCUUGCAGUACUCUGGAGCAGCUGAUGGAGAGCCUCUCUGUGUCUUUCUGUUUUUAUUACAGCACUGCUUUUUUGCACGAUAGUUCAUAAAACACAUUGUGUGCCUUGCCUAUACAUAGGAAGCAGUAAAACAUUGAGGAAAGCUGAGAUGCAGCAGACAGCACUUUUAAAGGUGCAUGAGGGAGUUUUUUGUCAUUCUGCAGGGUUGCAGAUGUUUUAGGUUGACCAACUGUCUAUUUUCCACAUUUCGGUUGUGACUGUAUUCUCAGAGAUGGGAUGGUUUAGUGAUGGAAAUGAUUGUAUGAAAAAUAAUCUGAUGUCAAAGUUUCUGUAUGUUUCCCUAAGAAAGAUUGCUCCAGACAGAGUCUGCUACUUUGUGGCUCCUUCAGAUUUAUAAGCAGCUCUCUGAGUCUUCAGCACUGAAUAGUCAUAAUUGAGUCAUAUUGUGUUAGACCAUGGAACACCUCCAUCAGUGGAGUGAACUUCCAACCAUGUAACCAAGUCAUGGAACGUUCAGGUUCAUUCUCCAUCACACUGGUGCAUAUUUAUAUCAGGAGUGAAUGAAUUACCCCGUGUGAAGGAAAUGGCUUUCCAGCAUUGCCUCUGUGUAUAUCUGAUGCCGUAGUGUAGAUUAUAGGAUUUCCAGUUAAAACUGGAUCCACUAAUUAAUGGCUAGAAUCAGCGUAGAGUGAGCACUGCAAUCUAGAAGGCAAUAUAGCCCACAUGUAGGUGCCGCUGAAAUGUAUGUAAACACUAUGCAAUGACCUGAUAAUAACCUUAUACCAUACGAGUAUGCUAAGUUAUGCAGACACUCAAUCUGCACUGAUGAAGAGUCUCUCAUCUUGCUUUCUACAAAACCGUGUGAUGCCAGCUGUAGUCUGAAAACGAUUUAACAGCGUUGGAUAUUGAGCUGCUUACCACAGCAGGCUGAAAUCAAAAGACAACUGGACUUUCACUCUCUUUUCCCUAUAAAGCUAAACUGCAAGCCUUCAGAAUUGACAAAGGCUACAUUCAGACAGUAGGUCUUGAUGUCCAAUGUUUUUCUGUGUGGACGUUUCUAUUACUAAUUAAAUGCAACAGCAAUCAGACUUCUGAGUUCAUAAGACCCAAAGCAAUCCGCAUGCGCAAAAGAAGAACGUGGACGUCACACAGCAGCGCUCUGUUUACAGCAGUAAUAAUAGCCGCUGCUGUCUAUGGAUGAAUUUUAAAGUUGCUGAAAGCUGACAACACGGUCACCAGAUCAUUACCAGACGAAGGAAGCUGAUGAGAAGAAGAUAUCUGGCUUGGUAAAUCCAGACAUGGUAUCAACAUAUCUCUUGUUUACAUCAACAAGAGAUAUGAUGCAUAUCUCUUGUUGAUGUAAAAAUCAGAUAAAAUGACAUUACCAUUCACACUGCAUACACUUUGAAAGCUAUUGGAUACAAUUUAGUCUCACAUAUGAAAGUGGUAUAGAUCAGAUUUUUAUUUUUUAUUUUUUUGGUGAAAGAAAUUGGAAUUGCGCUGUUCAGACUGCUGUGAAAAAGUCGGAUAUAGAUCACAUUUUGGCAAAAAAUUGUAUUUGGGUCGCAUUGACCUGCUCUGUGAACUCCUGGACAGGGAUAGGUGUUGUCUUCAGAGAAAACUGAAUGAAAGCCCGGCUCCCUUCAAGUUCAGCCGGUUGGACAUGACCCAGAUGACUGAGAAUAUACACAGGCAUGUUGAGCUUCUUGUUUCAGGUUUAUUUUGAAAUGACUUUAUUAUUCUCUCUGUUUGGCUUCUUGGCUGUGAACACGUCAGAAUGUAUGAAACAUUUACAGAAUUGUGAAAAGUUGUAAAAAAAAAAAAAAAUGUCCAUAGAAUGUUUAAGUAUCUUGUAUUCAUGUAUGUUGAGGCAUGUGUGUGUGGGUGUGUGUUUCAGCCCACAGUGGGAAGUGACAGAAGUAGAGAAUAUAUUUAUGAGAGAUGGGGAGGAGGCAGAGGUGGUCUUAGAGACAUAGUUUGGUUUUGACAAUCUGCAGUAACAUUAGUAGAGAUUCUGAAUCAUUCGUGUGACACAAUUACCAAGAUAAGGUUUGAUUAAAUGUUGCUCCUCCCAAGCCUUAGCUAAAAGCUGAUGUUAAAACUGUAAAUGAAAAACUGUUUUCUACCAGGAGAUUUAACUUGAAGCUGUUUAAUCUGAUUCAUGACAAGUUAGUGCUAGAACUCAACACACCAACAAGCUCUGUGAGUCAUCCUACAGAUGAAGUGCUGCAGUUCAGGUCCAGGGUGAGUGAGACUGCUGGAGGGAAAGAAAAGUCACAGGUGGGGGCAACAAGAUCCUGCACUGGUUAAAUUAAAAAGAACGUCAGUGCAUGUUCUGUGUUAAACAUAGUCUUCUGGAAGAGCAGAACCUGAUUAAGGCAUGAAGAGAGUGAUGUCAGAGCCAUUGUGGCUGUAAAUCAGCCUAGUGUUCAGUCUGCUGACUUGAUGAGACGUGAACAUUUUAAACAUGUGCUGAUAGAAAUGAUGGACUGAAGGAAAUGUUCAGUCAUUCACUCAGACUUUGGACAGGGAUCAGGAAAAUUUUAACUUUCUUUCAGUCAUAGAAAACUGUAAUUGUUGGGCUAGUGACUAGCUAAUCCAUGGUCAAAACCUCAGGCUAGAAUUAUUAGUAAAAUAACAAUAUUGACUCUAAGCAGAUUGAAAAAUAAGACAAUUUUCUGAAGAGCUCAAAAUGUGUUUUUAUUAUUGGUACAAAAUAAUCAGACAAUGGAAGAACUUUAGCCAUGUAAAAAUCAUGUGCUACACAGAAGUCAUUAUUUUCAUGCAAAUGCAUCAAGUCAACAGCAAAUAAAAAACUACCAAAAAAUAAUCUCAACAUGCAGUGCCUAUGAGAUUCAUUACAGCAUGGAUAGAGUCAUGUAUAUCCUCCACCUCAGUUCAUGACAGUAUGCAAUCCAGUGCAGGUCUGAAGGUGACAAGCCAUAAAACAACCCAAAGAGACUGAGCUGUAUGAUGUCCAUGGAAAAACUUCAUAGGAGGUAACAAAUCCAGGCAGCUUCUUCCUGUGAUGAAUAUUCAUGGCUAUUUCUUUUUAUCAACCCAUGUAAUGCCUUUUUCUGAAAAACAUGAAAAGGGUCAUAUUUAGAGUAAGGACUCAAUAUUUUAUUAAGAGGUCAGUGCUAAAGGAACCUUCAGGGUUUUUAUUCCCUGUUGAGCCUGAGCAGGUCACCAACCGUGCUCACAGGCCCACAUCACUAAACGGCUGGUGAAAACACACUUUUCAAUAAACAGCAGUCAGUGAGUCUGGACAUCCUGAUGGCAGUCAAAGACUGUUAGCUACACCCAGUUGUGUGUGUGUGGGCGUGUGUGUGGUGGGUGUGGGUCAUGUCAUCGCCACUUUAUUUAACAGCUGUUGCUGCAGCUGUGAGUCCUGCCUUCUUUGCGAGUCAGACAGCUGAUCACUUCCUGCUGGUAUGUGGCAGUGAGCUCUGAUCGCUGCUGCAGGGAAACCUGGCUCACUUCUGUCUUUAUCCUAAGAAGAAACUUUUUUAUUUACCAAAAAACUAUUUAGACCCUAUAGAGCAUUUUAGAUGAAGCACUGAUGAAGAAAUCAUUGAGUUAGAAGGAAACAAUGGUACAGAAUGAUGAUUUGCUUAGACUUUCAUCCAAAAGUGUUAAAUUAAUAUGCAUUUACGCUGUGUGUCAAAUUUUUAUAUAACGACUAAAAUAUUUCACUCUUUUAGGCUGAGGAAAAGUCAGGUGUUACUUCAGUGAGAAAAUGUGCAAAUGAACAAAACUUCCUUCCUUGAUGGGGUCUUAUAGAGAAUUUACUGUUUGCAGACGACAAUGUCAAACUUCUGUAGGGAGAAUUUUUGCUCUGUUCCAGCAACCUGCAUCCCAAUGCAGCUGCUUUCUGGACCUGUGCUUUAGUUCAGACCCUUACAUGAAUGCCUAUCUUGUUCCGUGCUUAAGAAACCCUGCAGCCACAGAUUCCUGUAGUCCCAUGUUUCUAAUUUGAUUUGAUGUGUGUCCUACUUGGAUCCUGAUCUGCAGCAGAUGUCCAGAUUGAGCUGUCAAGGUUGCAGGUUUUCCUGGGAUCAGAAGGCCAGUCUGCUGGCUCACAGCUGCUCUGCUCUUUACUCUGCUUGCUGUAGGCACUUUGUAAAGAAUCAGACAUUUUGUUGUGAAAGAUCACUUUUUUGGAUUUUUCCCAACAGAAUUGCUCUAAUGUAUAACAGACUGCUUUGCUUGUCUCCCGAUAAAUAUAUUUAAAAUUUUCCUUUUUACAGAGCAGGCAUGCAAAGACUUCACAUGGAAUUGCAUGAUUAUUCAGCCAUGCCCUUUCACAACAGCUUUUCAUACAUGAAGGAAGAAGAAACAAACAAAAAAGGGUCAAAGAUUUUAUUUUCAUGUGUGGGUUUGUCUUAGAGCUGGUUGUCGUUCCUCCCAAUUUUCUAAAAAUGCUUUGUACCAGAACCUGGUUAUGUAACAAGCCUGACGUAACCCAGGGUUACUGUCGUUUACUGUCCCAUUGCAGUGUGUGUAACACAAAGUCAAAACAAUAAUGCACAUUUAUAUUUGAAUUAGGAAGAACUGGACUGCGGAGGUCAGCCUUGAACUGGAUGUUCACUGUGGAAAGGGCUACUGCUUUAGACCAGAGCAGUUUUAAAAACACCUUUGACAGCUUUAUUAUUAUUAAUAUUGUGUUUGCAUGUUGAAACAAAUAUCAAACUUUUUAACAUUGAGUAAAAAUUUUUAGACAGUAUGUUAAAGUUUCUGUUCAUUUUUGAAUGUCUCUGUGGUUUGUUAACUUUUCUGUGCAUGUGCAUCUUUCAUUGUUAUUCAUCUGCUUUGGGGGAAACCUACACAUUUGAUAAUGUGUCUUUAAUGUUUCCAUAUUUACCAUUCCUAUCAGCAAAUUUUAGUGAAUUCAUUACUGGAGCUGAGUAUGUUUUCCUAUGCAAAAUAUACCAUUAAUAAACAAACUAUACUGAUACCAAGAA
Poecilia reticulata (guppy) is the source of this 10798-nucleotide messenger RNA. RefSeq names its product nuclear factor I/C (gene nfic). Lineage: Eukaryota; Metazoa; Chordata; Actinopteri; Cyprinodontiformes; Poeciliidae. The record is from RefSeq and is a predicted model, not a curated record. Gene Ontology annotation, cellular component: nucleus. Gene Ontology annotation, molecular function: RNA polymerase II cis-regulatory region sequence-specific DNA binding; DNA-binding transcription factor activity, RNA polymerase II-specific. Gene Ontology annotation, biological process: regulation of transcription by RNA polymerase II.